Messenger RNA from Conger conger (European conger), 5875 nucleotides. It is a transcript of the gene tns1b, whose product is annotated as tensin 1b. Gene Ontology annotation, biological process: fibroblast migration. The record is from RefSeq and is a predicted model, not a curated record. Gene Ontology annotation, molecular function: protein binding. NCBI's taxonomy places the organism in Eukaryota, Metazoa, Chordata, Actinopteri, Anguilliformes, Congridae. Bases 176 to 5701 code for a protein of 1841 amino acids. The transcript is spliced from 34 exons.
UAGCGCAUUGAGCGCAAGUCAACGAGCUAGCCAUACCUGCCUGUGGAACUAAAGGACCUCGCAGGAGGAAAGUUUAGCAUAUUUUCCCUCAACAUACAGGGGAGAACUAGACAGUGCGUCGGUGGGUUUGGUAGUUUUGAAUGGGUCAACGGCGCUGUGAUCUGAAUCUGUCUGGAUGGGAUGUACAGUGAGUUUCAUUUGUUGUGAAGACGAUCUGCUGCAGAUGCCUUUCGAUCGACAUGAGGAGAAAAAAAAGGAAGAAACGAGACUCAUAUCAAAGCCAGAGGAGUUUGAGGCGGUCCAUUCCCACACGUUCCGGGUGAAGACGCUGAAGAAGAGCAAGCUGUGUGGCGUCUGCAAGCAGGCCGUCAGCAAGGACGCGCUGGUGUGCCGAGUCUGCCGCCUGACCUGCCACAGGAAGUGUGAGGCCAAGGUUUCUGCUUCCUGUGUUCCCAGUGCUAAUUAUGAGCUGCCUCCCAGCAGUGAUGUCCCACUGAAGCAUGUAGAGACCAUGGGUUCGACAAAGUCCUCCAAGAGCGUGGAGUCACGGCGCAGGCCCUCUCGGAGCCUGAGCCUGAUUCAGGCCAUGGAGGAGAACUAUGACGUGGACCUGGUCUACAUCACAGAGAGGAUCAUCUCCGUGUCCUUCCCCAGCAGCGUGGAGGAGGAGAGCUACAGCCCCAACCUCAAGGAGGUGGCCAGCAUGCUGAGGUCCAAACAUGGAGACCACUACCUGCUUUUCAACCUGAGUGAGAAGAGAUACGACAUAACCAAGCUCAACCCCAGGGUGCUGGACUUUGGCUGGCCGGACCACCACGCCCCGGCACUGGAUAAGAUCUGCAGCAUCUGCAAGGCCAUGGACACCUGGCUGAGCACGGACUCACGCAACGUGGUGGUGCUGCACAACAAGGGGAACCGUGGGCGAACCGGGGUGGUUGUUGCGGCAUACAUGCAUUACAGCAACAUAUCGGCCAGUGCUGACCAGGCCUUGGACAGAUUUGCCAUGAAGAGGUUUUAUGAAGACAAAGUACUUCCUGUGGGACAGCCGUCCCAGCGAAGAUAUGUGCAGUACUUCAGUGGGCUGCUGUCAGGACACAUCAAGAUUAACAACAAACCCCUGUUUCUGCACCACGUCAUCAUGCAUGGGAUCCCCAACUUUGAGUCCAAAGGAGGGUGCCGCCCCUUCCUCAAGAUCUACCAGGCCAUGCAGCCCGUCUACACAUCUGGGAUCUACAACGUCCAGGGAGACAGCCAAACCAGCAUCUGCAUCACCAUCGAGCCUGGCCUGCUCCUGAAGGGAGACAUUCUGCUGAAGUGUUACCACAAGCGUUUCCGCAGUCCCACCCGCGAUGUGAUAUUCCGGGUGCAGUUCCACACCUGCGCUGUGCACGACCUGGGCAUCGUCUUCGGCAAGAGCGAGCUCGACGAGACCUUCAAAGAUGAAAGAUUCCCAGAGUACGGGAAGGUGGAGUUUGUCUUCUCGUUUGGACCAGAGAAAAUCCAAGGAAUGGACCACCUGGAAAAUGGCCCCAGCGUCUCCGUUGACUACAACACCCAGGACCCCCUCAUUCGCUGGGAAUCCUAUGAGAACUGCAACCAGCGCUGUGAGGACACUGCAGAGGACGUUGUUCACACGCAGGGUCCUCUCGACGGAAGCCUUUACGCCAAAGUACGCAAGAAGGAGUCCAUCGAGGGAGUGGUCACAGCCAACGGCCUCCCCGCCGCUGACCACGCCAUCCCUGCGGCGGAACGCACCCUCCCCGCCGUCGACCACGCCCUGUCGGUGAGCAGCGACUCGGGGAACUCCACCGCCUCCAUAAAGACCGACCGCACCGAUGAGCCGGGGCAGCAGCCGGCCCCCGUGCCCCAGCCCACCCCCCAGCCCCUGAGCCCCGAGGAGAAGAAAGAGCUGGACCAGCUCCUGAGUGGUCUGGAGCCUGCGGCCAGCCAGCAGGCCUACCUGGCCCCCAGCUCCAGUCCAGGGGGAGGGAAGCUCCACCUGGUGCCCGCCCAGGUGCACGUCAACGGGCAGAACAGCGUCGAGCGGGAGACGGACAUCCUCGACGACGAGCUGCCCGCCAGCCAGGAGGCCAACAGCGUGGACAGCCUGGGCACGCUCUCGUCCUUCGAAGGCCGAGCCACGCCCACUGACCUGUACGAGCAGCCCGAGACCGUCAUCAACGGGCAGGACCUCCCGUACCUGGAGAAGGGCGAGCAGCAGCAGGAGCAGGAGCAGGAGCGGGAGAAGGAGCAGGAGAAGGCUCCGGAGAUGCCCGUGCACCGUAUACACGGCUCGACUUCGGCUCAGGAGCGCGUCAUGGACACGGGCUUGCCCCAGGGCGGGUACGCCCCGCAGCAGAACGGCGCCAUGUUCCGCUCUCAGUCCUACGCGGAACCGGGCCCCAAGGCCAUGCCCCGGGCCCCAGCCAGGAGCACCAGCAGCAGGGAGGCGGUGCAGAGGGGCCUGAACGUCUGGCAGCAGUACGGCGUCCCAGAGGAACCCCUGGCGGACGGAGUCCUCUACAGCCCGGCCUCACACGGCCUGCCCGAGUUCCCCCACAUGGCCUCUCAGAAUGAGAUCCAGCAGUCCAUCGAAACCCUCAACAUGCUAAUGCUGGAUCUGGACCCGGCUCGAACGCAGGUGCCCAAGUCCUACAGCGCCCCUGGGGAACCCAGCGUGGUCACCAUGCAGCCCUCACUGGUGCAGGCCCACGCCCGCCCCUCCUACCAGGCCGACAGCGCCAUACACGGGUACUACGGGGAUCCCGCGGCCCACCAGUACCAGCCGGGCCUCGUCGCGAGCUACUCCACCGAGUCCUACGACCCUGUGAGCUACCAGCAGUCUGCAGCCAGCCCUCAGUACCAGCCAGGCUCCAUCGCUGGUUACCCUGUCGAAUCCUAUGACCCUGUUGGGAAUCAGCAACCUACGACCAGUCCCCAGUACCAGCUAGGCCCUGUCGCUGGCUACCCCUCCGAGUCCUAUGACCCUGCCGGGUACCAGCAGUCUGUGACCAGCCCACCCUACCAGCAGGGCCCUGGGUCCCUGGCCUACCCUGCCGACCCCUCCCCCACCUUCAGCCAGCUGCAGCUGAAGCCCCUGAACACGUACCCCUCCAGCGGGGCGACCGGGUCCCCCGAACCCCCAGAGCAGCACCAACCCGCCGCCCCGCUCAGCUACAGCGCCUCCUCCUCCCCCCUCCCCGCCAAGGAGUCGGACCCUGAUGAGGACAACAUGGGAGUGCAGGGCCUGGUGGCGCAUCGCGUGGCAGAGUACAACGCUCGCAUCCGGGGGAUGAAACAAAACUUUCUGCUGCCCCAGGCAACCCGUCACCGCUCCUUUUCCUUCUCUGGAGUGCGGUCCCAGGGGAUGACGUCGGACAGUGGCUCCGCCCCCGUGAGGCGACGCACCACCAGCGAGGGGCAGUACCAGAACGGCCACGAUGGGACAGGCCCCGCCCCCCCCGGCUCCGUCCGCUCCCCGAUUCGCUGCGUCUCCCCCGAGUUCGUCAACGCCAUCGCCCUCAACCCUGGGGGGAGACCCAAGGAGGGCCCUAUGCACAGCUACAGGGAGGCAUUUGAGGACAUGGAUGCCCCUUCCAGCCCCUCACCCAGUGGUGGUGAGAUCCAUCCCCCCACCCCUGCCUUCCCCGUCUCGCCACAAACCCCUUACUUCAACAUGUGUCGGUCCCCCCCAGGCCUGGCCAAGACCCCCCUCUCAGCCCUGGGCCUGAAGCCCCACAGCCCGGCCAACAUCCUGCUGCACCAGGGAGGCCCAGAGCCGCGCAGCUACGUGGAGUCAGUGGCCAGGACAGCAGUGGCGGGAGGAGGAGGGGUGGGCCCAAUGAUGCCGCCCGCCCACCAGGGUUACCCUGACGACAGCUUUGUGAGACAGGCCGCGCCCCACCACGCCUUCAACCCCCCCCUGUCCUCCAGCAGCCCCAUCUACAGCCCCGACGGGUACCCGCCUGCCCACAUGGCCGCCCAUCCCGCCGGUGACCCCGCCUUCCGGCCCCACCCCCCCGACAGCCUGUAUCAGAGCCCCGCCCCUGCACACUACAGCCCCGCCCCCUCGUACGCCAGCCCUGCCCCCUCGUACACCAGCCCCGCCCCAUCAUACUCCAGCCCGGCAGGACUGGCGGGCAGCUUUGCGGGUCCAGAUUCCAGUCCGGGCCUGUUCCAGCCAGACGGCGGGCAGGUCAGCGUUUCAGGGGUUCACGCCGUGCCCGGGAGCCCCCACACGCUGCACCGCACGGUGGCGACCAACACGCCCCCCAGCCCGGCCCUCCAGCGCCGGGCACUGAACCAGGGCAGCCCUGCCCUGACCCGCCGCACCCCCCCGGGUAACGGGGCCGAUUUGGGGGUGGGGGGCAGCCCCGCCCUGACCCGUCGCACCCCACCGGGUAACGGGGCCGAUUUGGGGGUGGGGGGCAGCCCCCUGCUGACUCGCCGGCCAUCCGGGAGCCCCGGCUUGGAGCGCCACGCCGCGUACGGCGGCUUCUCCACUCCGGACGAGCGGCACGUCUCGCUCUCCCGCCAGAGCAGCGCCUCGGGGUACCCCGGCCCGGCCACUCCCUGCUUCCCCCCCGCCGCCGGCCCCUACGCGGAGGGCGGCCCCGCCCCUCUGCCCCAGCUCCCGGAGAAGAGGCGCAUGUCCAGCGGGGAGCGGCCGAACGGCGCCCACGCCUACAACACACUGAACGGGAAGACGGCCACGCCCGUGUCCAGUGGAGGGAGUACGCCCAGUGCUGCCUUCUCACACACGCUGCCCGACUUCUCCAAGCUCUCCGUGUGCGACGGAAGUCCGGAGACCAGGCUCAAUGUGAAGUUUGUGCAGGACACCUCCAGGUUCUGGUACAAGCCGGACAUUUCGCGGGAGCAAGCCAUCGCCCUGCUGAAGGACCGCGAGCCGGGAGCCUUCGUGAUCCGGGACAGCCACUCCUUCCGUGGGGCCUAUGGAUUGGCCAUGAAGGUGGCCUUCGCCCCGCCUACAGCGCAGCAGAAUAAGAAAGCCGGCGAUAGCACCAACGAGCUCGUGAGACACUUCCUGAUCGAGACCAGCCCCAAGGGCGUUAAGCUGAAGGGCUGCCCCAACGAGCCCUACUUCGGCUGUCUCUCUGCGCUGGUGUACCAGCACUCCAUCACCCCCCUGGCUUUACCCUGCAAACUGGUCAUCCCCACCAGAGAUCCUCACGAGGAGGCCCCAGAGAUAACCACGCCCACUAAUGCGGCUAUGGAGAUGCUCAAACAAGGAGCAGUGACUGUAGGGCAGAAGUCUCCCGGUGAAUCCCAUGCCUGUAACGUCCUCUACAUAAACUCCGUGGACAUGGAGUCCCUGACUGGGCCCCAGGCCGUUGCCAAGGCGAUAUCGGAGACGCUGCAGGCUAGCCCCGCCCCCACGGCCACUGUGGUACACUUCAAGGUGUCGACGCAAGGCAUCACCCUCACGGACAACCAGAGGAAGCUCUUCUUCCGACGUCACUACCCCAUCAACACCGUCACGUUCUGUGACCUCGACCCACAGGACAGGAAGUGGCGCAAACCCGAGGGUGGCACAGCAAAGUUUUUUGGCUUUGUUGCCCGGAAACAAGGAAGCACAACAGAUAACGUCAGCCACCUUUUCGCCGAGAUGGACCCCGACCAGCCAGCUUCAGCUAUCGUCAACUUCGUCUCCAAGGUGAUGAUGGGCUCGCAGAAGCGAUAGGCCCCACCCCACCCCCCCGCUGCCACUCUGCUCUCCAGAGGCUGUUUCUGUUCCGUUCACGUUCGUCCAUUUUGAUUUUAGAUGGUUUUUUUUGUAGCUUUCUUUCUUUUUCUGGUGGUUUUUGCGAAAGGACUUGGAGCUGACCCGAGAUGGUGAUAGAGGAAGUGCCGGGGG